Messenger RNA from Postia placenta MAD-698-R-SB12, 1776 nucleotides. RefSeq lists its product as hypothetical. Gene Ontology annotation, biological process: protein folding. The record is from RefSeq and is a predicted model, not a curated record. The transcript has 6 exons. Gene Ontology annotation, molecular function: ATP-dependent protein folding chaperone; ATP binding; ATP hydrolysis activity. NCBI's taxonomy places the organism in Eukaryota, Fungi, Basidiomycota, Agaricomycetes, Polyporales, Adustoporiaceae. The coding region runs from base 7 to 1689 and encodes 560 amino acids. Gene Ontology annotation, cellular component: chaperonin-containing T-complex.
CACAAAAUGCAGCGCGGUCUUCCUAUGCAACCGACCGUGGUUCUCCUUAAGGAGGGCACGGAUACAUCGCAGGGCAAGGGACAACUGCUAUCCAAUAUUUCGGCAUGUCUUGCCAUCUCCGAGACACUUUCCAGCACGCUUGGACCUCGGGGCAUGGACAAACUCAUAGUCAAUGAAAGGGGGGACGCUCAGAUCACGAACGAUGGCGCGACUAUCCUGAAGUUGCUUGAUAUUGUUCACCCUGCCGCCAGGACUCUCGUCGACAUCGCGCGAGCCCAAGAUGCCGAGGUGGGAGAUGGAACAACAAGUGUGGUCCUUCUUGCCGCGCAGCUACUAAAGGAGGUCCGAGGCUACAUCGAAGAAGGUGUCAGUCCGCAGAUAAUCAUGAAAGGUUUCCGUCAGGCGGCGCAGUUGGCACUCGACCGUAUAAAAGCCAUUCAGGUCACAGUCGACAAGUCAAAUCCAGAACACUUCCGCUCUCUCCUACUCAAAUGCGCGUCAACGUCGAUGUCCUCAAAACUCAUUCAUUCCGAAAAGCCUUUCUUCUCCAACAUGGUUGUUGAUGCUGUACUAUGUCUCGAUCAAGAUGACCUGGAUGAAAACCUCAUCGGCGUCAAGAAGAUUGCUGGUGGAGGCAUGCAGGACUCCCUCUUGGUCAACGGCGUUGCAUUCAAGAAGACCUUCACAUACGCCGGAGCCGAGCAGCAGCCCAAGUCCUUCCGCGAUCCUCUCGUCCUCAGCUUGAACGUCGAGCUGGAGCUGAAGGCAGAGAAGGACAACGCUGAGGUUCGUGUGGAGGCCGUGUCAGACUACCAGGCGAUCGUCGAUGCAGAAUGGGAAAUCAUUUACCGGAAACUUGAGGCCAUCGAGAAAACUGGUGCCAAGAUUGUGCUUAGCAAGCUCCCAAUCGGAGACCUUGCUACUCAGUGGUUUGCGGACCGUGACAUUUUCUGUGCAGGUCGCGUGCCUGCCACGGACUUGCAGAGAGUGGUGCAAGCUGUCGGCGGCUCCAUUCAGUCAACGUGCUCGGACAUCCGCCGUGAACAUUUAGGCACUUGCGGGCGUUUCGAAGAACGACAGUUCGGCGGCGAGCGAUACAACAUCUUCGAAGAAUGCCCGAAGGCGAAGACAUGUACUCUGCUGCUUCGUGGAGGUGCGGAGCAGUUCAUAGAAGAGGUUGAACGCAGUCUGCAUGACGCGAUCAUGGUGGUGAAGAGGGCAGUCAAGAAUGGUGACGUCGUUGCAGGCGGAGGCGCCAUCGAGAUGGAUCUGUCGGCGCACAUCCGGAAGCACGCUUUGUCGAUACCUGGGAAGCUGCAGCUCGUGAUGAUCGCGUUCGCCAAGGCGCUCGAAAUCAUCCCGCGUCAGAUCUGCGACAAUGCCGGUCUCGACUCCACAGACAUCUUGAACAAGCUUCGAAUGAAGCAUGCCACCGGCGAGACAUGGUCUGGCGUGGACGUUGAUGGUUCCGAAGGCGUUCGCAACAACAUGGAAGCAUUCGUUUGGGAGCCGAGCCUGGUGAAGGUGAACGCUAUUAGUAGCGCGACCGAGGCUGCCUGCUUGAUUCUCAGUGUCGAUGAGACCGUCCGGGGACCUCAAAGCGAGGGGGCGAAUCCGGGUCCGAAAGCACCUCCAGGCACAGCACAGCGUGCCUUGCGAGGCCGGGGCAGGGGAAUGCCAAGGCGGUGAAAAGAAUAGUAGAUGAAUCCCAUUGUAUCAAUAUCGUUAGUCCUUUACUAGUGGCUAUUACUUACUGACACCGGGCAUUCCUACUUC